Messenger RNA from Psilocybe cubensis, 579 nucleotides. RefSeq lists its product as uncharacterized. Bases 1 to 579 code for a protein of 192 amino acids. The record is from RefSeq and is a predicted model, not a curated record. NCBI's taxonomy places the organism in Eukaryota, Fungi, Basidiomycota, Agaricomycetes, Agaricales, Agrocybaceae. The transcript is spliced from 2 exons.
AUGGUUCUAGCUGGUCUAUCAAUUCAUGAACUGCAAACAGGAGGCUUCAACCCCAAUCUAUUCAACGGUAUUGAGAGUGCUCUAGCAUUUACGUCAGUAGCAACCACAAUUGUCACUACAUCCCUGAUUGGUUAUCGUAUACAACGUCAUUUUCGAGAAAAUAGAGCGUCAGGGUCUAAUGGCACAUUUAAGCACAUACUCAAUAUUGUUAUCGAGUCCGCUGCCAUUUAUUCCCUUCUCCUUCUCAUGGACGCCAUCUCCAUCAUUGUCCCUCCAUUCAACGAGCUUGGAACUCCGUGGGCCAACGUCGAGUACUAUGUGGAAUCAAUUCUCAUUGUGGUCGCGGGAAUUGCCCCUACAGUAAUUGUAGCGAGGAGUUCUGUGGCAAGACGAGCAGAAAAUGAUGCUUUUGCAAUUACCAGGGUGUCCGGACUUCGAUUUGAAUCUGCAGGAGGCAGAGUUCACCACGGACAAAACCCAUCGACGAUAGGGAGUGGGUCUUCAAACGACUCAGAAAUUAUUGUCUUGUCCUCGGAGGAUCCGGAAAAGCAAAGUAAUGGUACUCAAUCGACACUUUGA